This is a messenger RNA of Camellia sinensis, 3856 nucleotides long. Lineage: Eukaryota; Viridiplantae; Streptophyta; Magnoliopsida; Ericales; Theaceae. The record is from RefSeq and is a predicted model, not a curated record.
GGGUUUUUUUUUUUUUGUUGAAAAUUUUCAUUUCUCCCGUAGGCUGGCUAGUAACUUGCUUGGUGUUUCUGUAACGACCCAUAGGCAUGGUAGCAUUUCCCGCUAUUUUUCGAAGCCUCAUCAGAUCAUCUUCACCAAAAUCUUUCUUCUUUACUAUCACUAAAAUCUCUAAUUCUUUCCUUGGGCUUGCCUCCAUUUAUACCAAAUCAAACUUCUUCUCUUUCACUUCUGUGCUCUCUCAUCACCUAAAGAACCAAAAUUUAGACGAAGCUCGUUUUAUUUUCGAUAAAAUCCCUCUCCCCAGUGUUCAUUUAUGCACUAAGAUGAUCGCGGGUUACGCUGAAAACUGUAGACUCGAUGAUGCCUUGAAACUGUUCUACAAAAUGCCUGUUAGAGACACAGUUUGUUGGAAUUCAAUGAUUAAAGGGUGUUUGAGUUGUGGGAGUUUGAAUAUGUCCAGGAAACUUUUUGAUGAAAUGCCUGAAAGAAAUGUGGUUUCUUGGACAACCAUGAUUAAUGGGUACUUGCAGUUUGGGAGAAUUGAAGUGGCCGAGUGCUUGUUUCGUGAGAUGCCUAUGAGAGAUAUAGCCGCUUGGAAUUCGAUGAUUUAUGGGUAUUUUUGUAAUGGCAGAGUUGAUGAUGCUAUGAAGUUGUUUGAGGGAAUGCCUUGCCGGAAUGUGAUUUCGUGGACUUCGAUGAUUAGUGGUCUUGAUCAGCAUGGGAAGACCAACGAAGCUUUGUUUCUCUUUCAACAGAUGGUGGUUUCUGGUGUUGAACCCACUUCAAGUACGUUUUCUACUGUAAUAACAUCUUGUGCAAAUGUGCCCCAUUUACAACUAGGUGUUCAGGUUCAUGCCCUUGUUGUCAUGCUAGGUUACUCUUUUGAUGCAUUUGUUACUGCUUCUCUAGUCACGUUUUAUGCAAACUGCAAGCAAAUUGAUAAUUGUUGCAAGGUAUUUAAUGAAAAGUUACACAUAAAUGUGGUUGUAUGGACUGCUCUUUUGACUGGCUACGGUUUGAAUCAUAAGCACGAGGAUGCAUUGAAGGUUUUCAGUGACAUGAUAAAAUUGGGUAUCCUUCCGAAUCAAUCUUCUUUUACUAGUGCCUUGAAUUCAUGCUGUGAACUGGAGGCUCUUGAUAGAGGGAAGGGAGAGAUUCAUGCCACAGCUAUUAAACUGUGUUUGGAAACUGAUGCCUUUGUUGCUAAUUCUCUUAUUGUACUGUAUUCUAAAUGUGGAAAUAUAAAAACUGGAGUGGUCAUAUUCAAGAACAUUGGUGAAAAGAAUAUUGUUUCAUGGAACUCAAUUAUUGUUGGAUGUGCCCAACAUGGGUAUGGCAUGUGGGCACUGGCAUUCUUUACCCAAAUGAUACGUGUUGGGGUAGACCCAGAUGAGAUCACAUUCACUGGGCUGCUUUCUUCUUGUAGCCGUUCCGGGAUGCUACAAAAAGGAAGGUGCCUUUUUGAAUAUUUUAGCCAGUGUAAAGCCAUUGACAUGAAGCUUGAGCACUAUGCCUGUAUGGUGGAUAUCUUGGGCCGAUGUGGGAGGUUGGAGGAAGCAGAGGAGUUAGUUAAAAACAUGCCCAUGAAAGCAAAUACAAUGGUUUGGCUUGCUUUGCUUAGUGCUUGUAGGAUGCAUUUUGAUUUUGAAUUGGCUGAAAAAUCUGCUUAUUGCAUUUUUGAUCUAGAGCCAGAUUGUAGUGCCGCAUAUGUUUUGUUGUCCAAUUUAUAUGCUUCUGCUGGUAGAUGGAAUGAUGUUGCCAGAAUAAGAGUGAAGAUGAAAGGGAGAGAAAUUAAAAAACAACCAGGACAGAGUUGGCUUACUUUAAAGGGACAGAGGCAUGUAUUUCUUUCAGGAGAUGGGUCCCAUCCUUCAUGUGAGAAAAUAUAUAAAAAAUUGGAAUGGUUGGGAGAAAAGUUGAAGGAAAUUGGUUAUGUUCCUGAUCAAAGAUUCGCUUUACAUGAUGUUGAGGAUGAACAAAAGGAUGUGAUGUUGUCUUAUCACAGCGAGAGGCUAGCUAUUGGGUUUGGGCUGAUUAGUACUGUUGAGGGCAGUACAAUUACAGUGAUGAAAAACCUUCGUGUAUGCGGAGAUUGCCAUUCUGCCAUUAAGCUCAUGGCAAAAUUUGUUGGGCGUGAAAUUAUUGUAAGAGAUUCUAGCCGCUUUCAUCACUUCAGGAAUGGCUUUUGUUCUUGUGGGGAUUACUGGUAACACUAUCUUGGGUUGUGUUCAAAUGUUUUCAGAAUUUUAAACACUUUGGAGGCCACAUAUUGCCUUUGAUGACUUUUAGUUUAGCCUAUUAACGCAUGAUAUAUCAUUAGCAGAAGCAGGAAUACUGUCCACAGAUUGUUGAGAGGUUGAUAUGACUUGCUUGUGAUAGCAAAAAUGGUUAUGUUUUAGGGCAGGCCAAUUGUCUGAAUCCAGAUGUCAAAUAUCAUCAAUAGGUUGGAAUUGAUGUCUUCGGUAGCCUACACUUGGCUGGAGGGAAAAAUUAUAUCCGGCGAACACCCCACCCCCGCUGCUGGGUUCAAUCUAUCUUCACUGCAAUGUUUUUGAACCAGCGACCAACAUCAUCAAGAUCCAAUCGUGGCGAGUUUUGAGAGGCAACAACCAUCCAAAAUCAACCUCUGAGUUCCAACAAGUGACUCUAAUGCUUAUAUAUAGUCGGUGAUCAUCAACUUCAGAUUUUCUAGAUGAGCAAAAAGAGUUGAUGGCUAAUAAGAAGAAGAAUUUGACAUGGAAGAGUGAUAUCUAUGAACUUACUAUUGAUUCACUAGUGGAGAAAAUGCUAAAAGCUAGAUUGGAGGAACUUUUACGUCAAUUGCCUAUAGAACCGUGGCAAAGGCAGUGAAAGUGAAAUUUGGAGUAUGUUGUGCACCUAGUUCGGUUGGCUUGUGAUACUCUGGUAGUGGAUUUGGUUAUAGCUAUUCAACUCAAAUGAUUGAAGGAAGCAACAGCAGGUGUAUGGGCUUCUGGCAUCAAGGUGAAGACAAAGCAUGUCAGAUUCAUUUUGCACAUGAUGAAGAUUAUGAAUAAAUAUGUGGAGCAUUCGGAAAAUAGCAUACAAUUGGAAGUCACGCUGCAGGUUCAAAGCAAAGGCAGCUUCCUUGACUCAUUUGAGUUCGGCGUUAAUGCUAACAAGCUGGAGGAUGUGCAGAAACUGGAAGUAAGUUGAACUGAACACUGACAAGUCCUCUUCAUCUGGAGCUGUCUCCACCUCCACAUCUAAGCUAGCUAAAGAAUCAAAGAAGCGGAAGACAAGAUUCACUAACAUUGUGAGUGAGGAGUUUGUCCAUUAAGGCCGAUUUAGAUGCUGUUGCACAAGCUCGUGAUCAUGGUAAUCCUCAAGACUACGAUGACCAAAAAUUGUUUGAUGAAAUUGAGAAAGUUGGAGGCAUGAAUGAAACAUCUCAAAUGAAGGUCUACCAAGGACUUGUUAUGAUGUGGAGGUGCUCGGGUGUUCCUUGCUUACCCCAUUGAGAGGCAUGGAACUUUAGUUGUGAGGGAGGUUUUGACCUUGUUUGUGUGAUGACCAGAUUUAGGUGAGAACUCCCACUGGUUCUUGCCAGAUAUAGUCUCCCAAGCACAAGGUCAUGGCUUUUGGUAACAAUUGUUUAGGUGUUCUUGUACUUUUGAGGUUAUAAUAUUUCUUUAUUGAUUUUCAUUCUAUUUUGAUGUGAGCUCACUUUAUCUCAUUAUUGUUAUUUGGCUAAACUUGACUCAAAUUUGAGCCCAAAAGUGAGAUUAAUUAUUCAUAGAACAUGCUUUUGUCGAUAGGACCCUGGAAUUGUUUCUGAUUGAAUUAUUCUUUAGUCUAUUAGAGAAAUAUUGCAUGGUUAGUCCUGUUAUUAACAAGU